Messenger RNA from Fopius arisanus, 535 nucleotides. RefSeq lists its product as uncharacterized. The record is from RefSeq and is a predicted model, not a curated record. NCBI's taxonomy places the organism in Eukaryota, Metazoa, Arthropoda, Insecta, Hymenoptera, Braconidae.
UGUUCGAAGGAUUACGUUGUCUUCCAACCGACGCAGUACAGCUCAACAACUCGAAGUGUCCACUUGUAUCACGAGCCUAUUAAAAUACGCGACGCCAUGGCAGUGUCUCUUACGACUGAGGAUAAAUUGGAGUACAAAUUCUAUCCGUGCUCCAGCGGUCAAAUCCAGUUUCGUGUAAGGGCCCCCAAUGAUGCCCACAUUGCCCUCACCACUGGGCCAUAUGAGACCGAGUCAAUGUAUGAGGUCUUCGUCGGAGGAUGGGGCAACAGCAAGUCUGUCAUCCGUAAAAAUAGGUCUAAGCCUGAUGUGGCGGAGAUGGACACUCCCGGAAUCUUGAGUGCCGAUGAACUUCGUGGAUUCUGGAUCCGAUGGCAAGGAGGAAAUAUAACCGUUGGCAAGGAAGGUGAACAGAUGCCGUUCUUGAAUUACUACGACUCAGCACCAAUCCCUAUCAAUCAUUUUGGCGUCUGCACUGGUUGGGGAGCCUCAGGAGAAUGGCUUGUUGAAGCGAGAUGCAUCGGAGGUCACGGUGGUU